AUGUGCGGACUAAAAAUAAAGCAUGCUGAAUAUAAUAAUAUGAUAUUAAGCUUUGCUUAUAAAAUUAAAUUUUUGAGAUUUUCAAAAAGAUAUAUUUUUCAGUUAGAAAGAAAAAUAAAAGGAAAUGAUGUAAUUGUUCAGAGUAGCAAUAUAUUAAAAAGGAAAGAAAAAGACGAUGAGGAAAAUAAUGUUAUGAUAAAUUUUAAGGACAAUAUAAAUAAUUAUGAUAUAGAAAAAGUAAUUGAUAAUAAUAAAUAUCAAGUUGAUAAUACUUUUUGUGAUUAUAUAAUAAAGAGAAAGAAAUUUUUAGGUCUCUUUACUUAUGAUAUAAAAAAAUAUGAACAUAAUAUUUUAUAUAAAAAAAGUGAUGGAUCCCUUUUGGCAUAUUUAUAUUCCAAUAAAAUAAAACCAUUAAUAUAUGCAGAUAGGAUAAGUAAUGUAUUAUAUGUGAAUUGUAUAAAUUAUAUAAAUAUAAAUAAAAAUAACAAUGUAUAUAAUAAAAAUUGUAAUGAUAAUAUUCAUUUCAAUCAUAAACAGUCUAUUAUAAAAGAAAAAAAAAAUCUGUUUGAUAUUUUAUAUAAAAAGUAUAGUUUAGUCUUUUUAUUUUCUGAUAUAUCACACAUUGAUGAAAUUAAUAAAUAUUUUAUUUAUUUUAAUAAACAAAUAAAAAUAUCCAAUAUGGAUAAUCCCCAUAAUAAUUUUGUAUAUACUCAACAAAUAUAUCCAAAUAGUAAAUUUAUUAAAUUAAGAGAUAAACAAAAAUCAAUACAUAUAUUUUAUGGUUACUUAUCAAAUUAUAAUUUUAUUUUAUCCAAUUAUUUUAGUACUAAUUUUUAUACAAAUUUAAAAAAUACAUAUUUUCCAAAUGACAACUUUUUUUAUAUUAAUAAUAAAUUAAAUAUAAAUGAUAUGAAUGCUUUAUUAUUACAAGAAGGAAGACAGAACUUACCAUCCAUUUUAUUAUUUGAUGAAUGCUGUUAUGUUAGGUAUCAUAUUAAAGGUUUAUAUACAAACGAAUCUGCAUAUUACCUUUUCAACAUAUUAAAAAAUGUAUAA
Plasmodium adleri (nom. inval.) is the source of this 1056-nucleotide messenger RNA. Its product is annotated as conserved Plasmodium protein, unknown function. NCBI's taxonomy places the organism in Eukaryota, Apicomplexa, Aconoidasida, Haemosporida, Plasmodiidae. The record is from RefSeq and is a predicted model, not a curated record. The transcript has a single exon. Bases 1 to 1056 code for a protein of 351 amino acids.